Xiphophorus maculatus (southern platyfish) is the source of this 1719-nucleotide messenger RNA. RefSeq names its product HAUS augmin like complex subunit 1 (gene haus1). Gene Ontology annotation, cellular component: HAUS complex; cytosol. Gene Ontology annotation, biological process: centrosome cycle; spindle assembly. The record is from RefSeq and is a predicted model, not a curated record. The coding region runs from base 98 to 919 and encodes 273 amino acids. The transcript is spliced from 9 exons. NCBI's taxonomy places the organism in Eukaryota, Metazoa, Chordata, Actinopteri, Cyprinodontiformes, Poeciliidae.
GAAAACACACGGCUUUUGUAUUGAGAAUCGUUAAAGCGUCAAAACAUUUCACAAUUCUGUAGUUACUGUCUAGGUUUUUCAUGCCUUCUCUGUGAUCAUGUGUGAAAAGCUAAGGAAGGUGAACAGCUGGUUGGGGGUAGUGUUUGGGGAUCAGCCAGUGCCACCGUUCGAGGUGAACACCAGGACAGUGGACAUACUGUAUCAGCUGGCUCAGUCCAGUGAAGCCCGCUGCAGUGAUACUGCUCUCCUCAUAGAAGACUACAAGCAGAAAACAUCAGAGUAUCAGGCUGACGCUGCUCACUUUGAGGAUGUUCUUCUACACGGUGUCGGCCUGUCUGGGGCAAGCUUGUCAAAGCUGACUGCAGACUACCUGUCUGCUUUAGUGGACAAUGCUAUGGUGCUGGGAGUGAAAGACACGUCACUGAGCAGCUUCAUGCCAGCAAUCAACAGCCUCACCGGUGGUCUUCUGGAAGUCGAGAAGUCAAACAGAAAACUCGAAAGGGAACUAAGGGCGCUCCAAAAAAGACUCGGUUCAAUUCUGGUGCUGCGGGGAAACCUACAAGAGGAUAUCGACAAAACUACCAAAUCUCAAGCAGUGGAGAGUGCGAAAGCAGAGGAGAGGCUGCUCAACAUGGACUUUGUGACAGCCAAGGCUCAAGAGCUCAGUAUCAGGCAGCAGAGGUCAGAGGCUCAGCUUGUAUCCAGGAACAUGGACAAGUCUAUCACCCACCAGGCCAUUGUGCAGCUUUCUGAGGAAGUCGGCGCACUGCAAAAUGAAAUAAUCCCCCUGAAAAAGAAGCUGGAGUCUUACAUGGACCUGAGCCCGAGCCCAUCUCUUGCACAAGUGAAGAUAGAAGAAGCAAAAAGAGAACUAGCUGCACUCGAUUCCAAACUUGAGACUAAGGUGGAUUUUAAAUGAAGUUGCAUGUUGCACAGUCCUUUCUUUAAAAAUAAAGUUUUUGCACCUCAAAGAAAAGCGGUUUGAGGUAUUUUGGGUCACCUAAAAGGAUACUUCUUGCCUCUCUCCUCUUUUGCCUUGGAACCUGAUUUAAGUAGAGGUUAAAUAUUUCAGAGAUUUUGGACACUCAUAAAAAGCUCCGACAGUAUCCAUAUUAGUUCAUAUACCUUGAACAUUUUUAUAUUUUACAACCUGUAUAACUAGCUAAUUUUGUCUUGUAUGUUUACCAACAAAACAUUGUUUGCAUGCUUGUCAGUGUCUAGAAAUGGGUAAAAAAAAUUUUAUAUGAUUUUAUCUUUCGUAUUUUAUGAUAAAAUAAUACUCUAGUUCUAAUGUGUAGCUGGAUGUAUAGUCUGUCUCCAGCCUUUCCUGUUUGUUUCAAACAUUGGCAACACUAAUGAAAUGUUUUGCUUUUCCUCUCUGAUCACAGCAAUUUAAUUGAGGGGUUGGUCUUAGAGUUGUAAAAAAUAGUCUUGACAGAUUAUACCAAAACAAGUUUUAAUCUGUGUGAACAACCUCAUCAAAUGCAAGUUCUUUUGUUUUUGUAAAUGUAUUUUUGUCCAGCUUCAUAUUACUUCUCAGCCCUUCUGGGAUCCAAAUAAGUUUUCCUCUUCCAUACAUCUUGUUUUUUUUUCUCAAAACCUCAGUAUUUUACCUUUAAGUCCAUUUGCUUUAAUGUAAUUCCUUAAAUGUCUGGUCAACAAGUCUAAAGGUAAAGAAAACCCUUUUGAGAUUUACAAUAAAAUGGUACUGGCUUUGGA